AUUUCUAUGAAUUACAGAUAACGAUAUAGUUGUGUUUUGUUCACCUAAAGCCACUGUCAUAUGUUUAAUACACAGUCCGAAAACGCAAAUUCAAAUCUGCUAACCAAGACAGAUUUGAGUUUAGGAAGCUUAGCAGAUUUUGGUUACAAGUUGAAUUUUUUCAACGAAAGUUUAUUAGAAGACCUCAGAUGUGGUAUAUGUCAACUUGCCGUACACAAUGCAAUGCAGGUGCCUUGCGGGUGCCGGUUUUGUGCCAGCUGUAUUUUAAACCAGAAACAUGACAAUUCAGGAAAAUCAGCAUGUCCAAACUGUAAUGAAGAGUUCAGCAAAGACGAACUCGCUCCUGACCAUCAUGCUCGUAGACAAAUCUUAAAAGCAAUUAUAUACUGCCCUCAUAAGGACCAGGGAUGUGUCGAGACGUUUCCCCGGAAAGAACUUCAGCAUCACUUGGAAAGUUGUCCAUUUUCACCUGUCACUUGUUUGCAUCACGCACGAGGAUGUGCUACAAAGCUAAUGAGAAAGGACCUAAAGAAACAUCUACAAGCUCAGUGUGAACACCGAUUGGUUGAAUGUCAGUUUUGUAAAUCGGCCAUUCCACAUUCUGAUAUUGAGAACCAUAAAAAAUUCUGCCCAAAAUUGCCUGCUUCAUGUCCAAAUGACUGCGGGUUGAAAGAGAUCCAAAAAGAUAUGAUGGAAAAACAUCUGAAUGAAGACUGCCCUCAACAAGAAAGAAACUGUAAAUAUCAACAUUAUGGAUGUGAAUUUAAGGGUGCGCAAGUAGGAAUGGAAAAACACAUGGAAGGUAGUGUUAACCAGCACCUUGAUUUGCUAAUACUGGUCAUUGCACAAAUGAAUUUGAAAUUCUCUGAGUCCCUUCGCCAUAUAAGUGAGUUAGAAAGUCAGAGAAGUAUACAACAUGAGAAGGAAAAAGAACUUCUGAACCAAGUUACAUCUAUUAAGCAAACACAGAGAGUUAAAGAUGAACGUAUCACUAACCUGCAGAGACUAUUUGCCGGCCAUGCAGAUAACAUUGCAAUGUUGGAAGAUAAAAUAAAAGCUACUGCUGAUAAAAAGGACAUCGGAGAGCUUCGACAGCUGCUUGCAUCUCUCCAAGAUUCAACGAAAACGUUGACGAAGAAAGUGCAAGGAAUAGAACAGAAUAAUCAUCACAUUGGAGGCGCUGUAGCAAGACCCAAUUUGCCAACCCAAGUUCAGCUGACCAAGUUUGAAAAGGAAUUGGAUAUUCAGUCCGUGAAACUAUCUGAACAAGAUCUACGAUUCCAACUCUUGGAAACUGCUAGUUACGACGGGGUGUUACUAUGGAAAAUCUCGGGAAUACGUCGACGGAAGCAGGAAGCAGAUAGUGGAAAAAUUGUGUCCUUGUACAGCCAGCCAUUCUACACCAGUCGGUAUGGCUACAAAAUGUGUGCAAGGAUAUAUUUGAAUGGGGACGGGAUGGGGAAGGGGACUCAUGUGUCCCUCUUCUUUGUGGUCAUGAAAGGAGAUUAUGAUGCUCUUUUACAAUGGCCCUUCAACCAAAAGGUAACGAUGAUUCUGCUUGACCAAGAGACCGGAAAACGUAGCCUCACAGAUUCAUUUAAGCCUGACGGCAGAAGUAGCAGUUUUAAAAGACCAACUGGCGACAUGAACAUAGCUUCUGGGUGCCCUCUGUUUGUGUCACAACAAAUCCUCAAAGACUCCGCUUACGUCAGAGACGACACAAUGUUCAUAAAGAUGAUCGUUGAUACAUCUGACCUUUAUAUGUAACAAAUGGUAUUAAGGUUUCUUGGACCUGUUUUUUCAUUUCAUUUCAUUUCUUUAGGCACGAGGGCCAAGGAUAUGCCAAUAAGUGAACUUAAUCACUGUCCUACGUGGCA
This is a messenger RNA of Anneissia japonica, 1877 nucleotides long. RefSeq names its product TNF receptor-associated factor 3-like. Gene Ontology annotation, biological process: regulation of canonical NF-kappaB signal transduction; positive regulation of JNK cascade; protein K63-linked ubiquitination. NCBI's taxonomy places the organism in Eukaryota, Metazoa, Echinodermata, Crinoidea, Comatulida, Comatulidae. Bases 61 to 1767 code for a protein of 568 amino acids. The record is from RefSeq and is a predicted model, not a curated record. Gene Ontology annotation, molecular function: zinc ion binding; protein binding. Gene Ontology annotation, cellular component: plasma membrane signaling receptor complex. The transcript has 7 exons.